This is a messenger RNA of Ipomoea triloba (trilobed morning glory), 708 nucleotides long. Its product is annotated as RING-H2 finger protein ATL77-like. The transcript has a single exon. The coding region runs from base 1 to 708 and encodes 235 amino acids. NCBI's taxonomy places the organism in Eukaryota, Viridiplantae, Streptophyta, Magnoliopsida, Solanales, Convolvulaceae. The record is from RefSeq and is a predicted model, not a curated record.
AUGGCAACACACAAUAACUCACCCAACAUCGGAUUCUUGCACCGUCGAGGCACCGCCAGGCUCUCCUUUCGAGCCAGGCGGUCAUCGGAGAUCAACCCUAGCUUUGUAGCAAUAGAAAUUUCUCUAAAAUUCAAACACAUAUUUCUCGGGACCGGCGGCGAGGAUGGGUACAGCUAUCAGAGGAGUCUUGGCGAGUCAACCGUUUCCUUUCCUCUCAGCCACGGCUCUUCCGGGCUGCACCUAGACGCCUAUUUGGGAAACCAAUUUCACCGCUGGAUGCCGGCAUUAUCUCCUCGCGUUUGUGGCAUCCUCUCCCAACGUAUUGUGCAUUCUGCGCGGCGAAUUGGAUUUGCUAACGGCGGUGGAACGGUAGUUACAGCUUCUAUUGAGAUCCUGGACCGAGAACGACCGCCGCCUACUGAGAAUAAUGUCGUCGAUUUUUUUCCUCACCGUGAUGUUUCAUCGUCGAAGCCGAGGGGUUUGAGCGCGGAGGAGAUCAACAGGCUGAAGGAAGAGAGGUUUGAGAAUGGCGAUGAUAAAUCGUUGGUCUGUCCUGUUUGUUUGGAAGACUUUUUGGCGGGAGCAAAGACUUCGCCAUUGCCCUGCUCUCACGUCUUCCACCAUGGAUGCAUAUCUUCAUGGCUGGAAAAAUCUGCAAGCUGUCCUAUUUGUAGAUUUGAUGUCGCCAACCAUCUGGCAACAACUUAA